Molecule: messenger RNA, 3071 nt
Organism: Drosophila hydei
Lineage: Eukaryota; Metazoa; Arthropoda; Insecta; Diptera; Drosophilidae
Exons: 5
Coding region: 327-3011 (894 amino acids)
Source: RefSeq, a predicted model, not a curated record
CGAUACUGCGCACUUUUACUUCUAGUUUAAAUGCGUGAAGGCUAUCCAGGUUUGCGGGAAUUAAAUUAACAGAUGCUUUUGACAAAUUAAACCCUGCAUUUAAAUAGAAUGUGCCAGAAAGCAGUUACUCAUAAUACAGUGGACACUUCCUAUUCUACAAUUGGUGCCCAUCGCGUUUUUUGCUAUUACUUAUAAAUACUUCUGGGUUUGUGUUAAGUGAACAACCGUUAUAUCCGCCAUAAUUUUUUCUGCGUUUCUAUAGUCACAUCGUGCUUUAUAUACACAUCAUUUUCAUUUUUUUCUCUUGCAUCGCGACGGUAUUAAUUAUGAGUGUAGACGUUAAUAAUAUAACGUGCGCAAUAUGUGGCAUUUCAGCCAGCUUAAUGUGUCAGCGGUGCGGAGAACCUUAUUGCAGCGACGUCUGCCAGCGCAAGGAUUGGCAACGGCACAAAUAUGUUUGCACCAUGAUGCCACCUUUGGUGAACGUAAAGUCCUCCAAACAACUGGCAACUUAUAAGCACGAUAUUGCUGCUGACCCCAACGAGAAUAACGCAAUGGCCAUAAAGGAGUUGCCCAGUUGUAAUGACAGCUUGUCAUCUAUGGUGAAAGAUUUAACAAUCGUGGAUUCAAAUGAUAACAAAUUGAGCCUAGAAUGGCGUGAGUCUGUGAUGCCACCAGUAAAAGAGUUCUUCGAGGGUCGCGUUACUUAUAUGGAAAACGACGGCCCCAUUUGGGUAGUUGACGUGGCCAAUACUGAGAGCCUGGAGCGUCUCACCAACAACAUUGCGCGUAGCAUGCAGCAUCAGAAAUCAUGUUCAAUUGAAGAUGUAUCUAUAGGCAGCUUGGUUGGUGUCGCUGUUGAUCAUAAAAUGUAUCGGGGCGAGGUGAUUGAUGUAAAUGUCUCCGCCGAAUGUGCUGAGGUACGGCUCAUUGACUACGGUGCAGUUGUUGCCUGCGAUUUGCAGGACAUUUAUUUGCCUGUACAACGUAUGGCGCGAUACAAGGCGUAUGCAUUCAGGGUUAAGCUUCCCACCAACACAGGCGUACAGAUCAAUAAGAAUCUGACGUUGCGCUUGUUAGGAAGCAAGACAAUCGAUGGCAUAGAGCAGGUGCAGCUGAAGACCAAAAUGGCAAUUCCCUUUAAUUUGCCGGUUGAACUGCUAAUCAUGAAACCGGAAGUGAGUGUCGUAAGAAUUCUUCAGCAAAAUGUAUCGCUCGGGGAGCCGCAAGUGGCUUUAUUGCAAAUCAACGCGAUGAAAAAUUUAAAUGACGAGCUAAACACCAUUUUGAGUGAGAAGUCUGGACAGCAGUUUACGGAACCCUUUCGAGAAGACACACGGACAUUCUUUCUGGCAGCUCGCACUAAGCAUGGUUAUCGACGUGCCCUGCUCCUGGACUUUAUUAAGCAGCCCAUGCUGUUCUUGGUAUACGAAAUGGACGAAGGAUGCAUUUCUUUAACCAGCGAGGUGUGCCGCAUUCCCAAUGAGUUUCUCGGCUAUCCAUUAAGCGUGUUUGCCGUCACCCGCGAAGAGGACAAGACGAGCUCCUUAAAAGAGCAGUUAAGGCAAUGCGGUCCCGAUCUAUCCAUUAAAUUUAACAUGGACAACUUGGCGGGAAAGGACAAAGACAAGCUGCGCACGGUGAAGGCAGCAUUGUUUGCAAACAAUAAACAGGUGUGCGCUGUGCGUGUAAACUCCUUCCUGGGUCUUGUAAACCAACUAGGACACAAGUAUUGGCGGGAACCCAUAGAUAACAAUAACUUGGUGUAUAUCUCGCACGUCGUCAACUACCAGGAAGUCUAUAUUAGCUCUGUGCAGAGCAAGCAAUACGAAGAUAUAUUCAAAAGGUUGGAAGUCAAGUGUCCGCCACUUGAUAGAGAGAUACUUACUGGAGACGUUGUACUUGUCGUGAGCUCCAGUCGUGCCAACUACCGGGCCGAGAUUACUGCCGUUGAGAACAAUAAGUUUAGUGUUCGGAACAUCGACACUGGCUCUACGCAUCACGUGGCAGGCACUUAUCUGCGCAGGCCUUGUAGAUUUAUUGAAAACUUACCAGUUAGCCAAUGUCGUGUUAAAAUAAAAACCAUCUGCAACAUACCGUCAACAGCAGUGCCACCAAAUACAGCUGCUCUCCAGAUAUUGAAGAGGCUUUAUGAACAUAAGUCAGAGUUGCAAGUGAAGUUUGAUGAUUCCGACAGCAACACUGUUGACUUGCUUGAUUUUACGGCCGAGCCGUAUUCACUGAUGACUCGCAUGCUUCCAGUGUUGUUUACUCCUGUUGCAAUUGAGCUGAAACCGGCUGAGGACUUACCUGAGCUAACUGCAGUUAACCCAAAGCCAAUCAAACCAUCACAUGAUCAGUAUACUCCAGUGACUGCACUACCGCCUUUGCCGCCAUCCCCGCCAAAUUCACCGAGAGAACAUCAGAAAACAUCUAACCAAGUCCAACGGCACUACUUUAAUGACUUGAAGCGUCAUCUCUUGCCUCUGGGCGAGAAUAUGCAAGUUUUAGUUUUGCAUGCAAAUGGAUUGCAUAAAACAGGAUACGUUACAGCAUGUUUCUUUUCCAGCGAGAAAGAAGCGGAAGAAUUCCAGGACUUGCUCAAUCUUGUGGCCGAGAUUGGAAGUUCUGACGAUCAACUGCAGCCUGGCUAUUUACCAGAAGUUGGCGAAAUGUGCCUUGCCCUCUUUGUCGAGGAUAAUUCUUGGUACCGAGGUGUUUGUAAGCGGAUUACCGGUCAGAAAGCUCUUAUUUUGUACUGCGACUUUGGAAAUUUAGAAAUGGUUUCCGUAGAACGGAUCAAACCAAUUACAACCGAAGUGCUUCAUGGUGUAUAUGCCACAACAUGUUUUAUAGAUGGCUUCAAUAAAGGCAACAAUUUUUUGAAUCUUGAGCACUAUCUAUCCAAUAAAAAUAAGAUUAUUUGUGAUGUGCUCGAUGGACCAGAGCCCAACACCCGUGUGAUUAAAAUUCCGUUAUUGGAUAAGAUAUUGUCAAAGGAACUGAUUUGAACUACGUAUUCUUUAAAAAACACUUCUCUUCUCUUGCUAUGGAAAGCGUGAUUUUGUUAU